AAAGGCAUCCCACCACCACCAUGGUUUCAGAAGAUUCACCAUCAAACUCAAACUCAAGCAAUCUCCACCAAUUCAUCAUCUCAAACUCCAUAGCCAACCAGAACCACCACUUCGAGAACCACAGUUUCGACCCUGCUUCUUACAGUAACAUAAACAACAACCCUAAUUAUUUCCCCAACUCUCUGCCUUUCAUUUCAAGAACCACCACCGCCGCCGACCUCAUCCACGGCGGCGGACACGUGUCACCGUCCGAUGAUUCCGACAUGACCCACGAGAGACGUCUGAUGGAUCUUCUCGGCACAUCCAACGGUCACCACCACCACCAUAAUCAGCAGCAGCAGCAGAGGCUUUCACUCUCUUUAGGCGGCUCCAUUAAUAAUCCAUGCAGACUGAACUCGGGCGGGUAUCUCAACCCGGAUCCGGAUUACCAGUUCACGGGGCCCGCUUUCGCUGCCCCGCAUUGCUCCACCUCCUCCUACCAAACCGAACCGUUUGCUGCUGUAGUUGGGAGCUCAAAGUACUUGAAAUCAGUUCAGUCUCUUCUUCAAGAAAUGGUUAGUGUCGACGACAACGAAAUCGACGCAAGCAAUCGGAGAUUAGUCGAGAAACUAUCGCGAAAAGGGUCUUACGGGCUUUCGUCGGAUCUCAAAAUGGAGUUGUCGAACACCGAAUUCGUUACCAAAAAGCAUGGAGUUUAUAUCUGCCUGUUAAAACUUCUUGCCCUUCUUGAAGAGGUGGAGAGAAGAUAUGAGGAGUAUUACCACCACAUGGAGGAUUUGGUGACGUCAUUCGAGAUAAUCGCAGGUUUAGGAGCCGGAAAAUCCUACACGGCGCUCGCUCUUCAGGCGAUGUCGAAGCAUUUUUGGACGUUGAGAAGCGCUAUCGUGUCGCAAAUUCGAGCGACGAAACAAAAGAUCGAAAAGGACAUGCCGAAAAUCAGCUCAAGAUUGGCUCAAUUGAGCUUGCUUGAUCAAGAAUCUAGGUCAAAUAGAGUGUCACUUCAGCAGAUUGGGAUCAUGCAUAGCUCGAGGCAAGCGUGGCGCCCGAUCCGAGGCCUUCCGGAAACUUCCGUCACGAUCCUCCGCGCUUGGCUUUUCGAGCAUUUUUUGCAUCCUUAUCCGAGUGACUCGGAGAAGUUGAUGCUAGCUUCACAAACAGGCUUAUCAAAGAACCAGGUUUCGAAUUGGUUUAUAAAUGCGAGGGUUCGAUUAUGGAAGCCGAUGAUCGAGGAAAUGUAUAAAGAGGAAUUUGCCGAGUCUUCGACUGAGUCGGAUCAGUUGUUGACAAGGGAAGGUGUGGGAGAUUCUGCUGAGGAUUUUGAUUGAUGCUGGAAUUUUGACAACCUUAAUUCAGCUCAAUUUUUGAUAAUUGUGUUUUUUUUUUUUGGCUAAGGAUUUUAAAUCUCUAAGUAUGAUGAUUCCAGGGCCUAUUUGAUUUUAUUAUAAACUCAUCAUAGGUUCUUUAUUAUAUAUAUAAAUAUAUAUUUUUUUUCCUUCA
This is a messenger RNA of Erythranthe guttata (spotted monkey flower), 1497 nucleotides long. Its product is annotated as BEL1-like homeodomain protein 11. Gene Ontology annotation, molecular function: DNA binding. NCBI's taxonomy places the organism in Eukaryota, Viridiplantae, Streptophyta, Magnoliopsida, Lamiales, Phrymaceae. The record is from RefSeq and is a predicted model, not a curated record. Gene Ontology annotation, biological process: regulation of DNA-templated transcription.